Messenger RNA from Symsagittifera roscoffensis, 776 nucleotides. Its product is annotated as arsenite methyltransferase-like. The record is from RefSeq and is a predicted model, not a curated record. Gene Ontology annotation, molecular function: S-adenosylmethionine-dependent methyltransferase activity. NCBI's taxonomy places the organism in Eukaryota, Metazoa, Xenacoelomorpha, Acoela, Convolutidae.
GAUUCUUCUCAAAUUAAGUUCUAUGAUCAUACGUUGGUUCGAAGAAAGUCUUAAGACUCUGAUGUUAUAAGACUGACAAACAUUUCUCGGUUCGGUUUUCCAGAAAGUCACCAAAUUAGGGCCGAUGCCACGCCGCCAUCACAGCAAUUGAUAAUUGGUUGUUAGAUUAAAAGAUAAGAAGUUACAAUUCUUUUGGAUAAAAGUUAUUUUUCAUUAAAAGUUUAUGUUCUUUGCUGAACAGUUUGAUUUAUUUAGAGAAUCCAUCCGUUUAAUCUAAAUCCUUUUUUCAAAUAAAAUAAAAACCAGGUUCCUCAACCCACAGAUAUGACUGAAAUGACUGCCGACAUAAAAUGGAUGUGGAAAAAUGAAUUGUACACCACCAAAUCAGCCCCGGAGGAGUUGGCUUACUACGAGAGGACAGCCAAAGAUUACGAGCCGGAGUUCAGGAGGAAUUUGAAGUAUUGUGGGCCUGAAGUGUGUAUGCAGUCUUUACUUGACUGCGAACAACAGUUUGGCUUCACCGUGCCUCGAAACUGCAGAGUUUUGGACGUCGGAGCAGGCACAGGCCUGAGCGGGGAAGCCCUAAGGAGAGCCAGCUUCAAUGGUCAAAUCGACGCUCUUGAGCCAUCAGACAACAUGUUUUCACAUGCACAGUCAAAGCAUAUUUAUUCACACCGAUACACAGACCUCAUUCUGCCAAAUAAGGAGACCUCGGUGCCCUCCUGUUCAUAUGAUCUGGUAAUUUCAAUCGCAGUAUUCAACACACGCUCAACAAC